Messenger RNA from Anneissia japonica, 3830 nucleotides. RefSeq names its product alpha-N-acetyl-neuraminyl-2,3-beta-galactosyl-1,3-N-acetyl-galactosaminide alpha-2,6-sialyltransferase-like. NCBI's taxonomy places the organism in Eukaryota, Metazoa, Echinodermata, Crinoidea, Comatulida, Comatulidae. Gene Ontology annotation, molecular function: sialyltransferase activity. The record is from RefSeq and is a predicted model, not a curated record.
ACUCCAUUUCGGGUUUUUGCUUUGGUUUUGUUUUACAUCCUAACCAGCAUCAUUUUGAUGUCACUUGUUAAUUUCAAUGACACAGUCUAUCGACUACCAUCACAGAAAGAGAUCCAGUCGAUGGAUUUACCUCCAAACUUCGCAGUUCUUGCACCAGUCGAUAGCGCAGACAAAAAUGCAGUUAAAUUUAAACCUGAGGACCUGCUACUUGCUAAAGACCAAAGCAUUGAUUCUGAACAAAAAACUGAUGCAAGUGACAAAAAAAUGCAUAUAUUAGAAUCUCCUCAUUCUAAGUUUGAUUGGAAACAAGCUUUUUCUAGGGAUAUAUUAAAAGGAAAUAAUAAACAAUUGGCACAAAGUGACUACCAGCCUUUAAUAGGGAACUGGACGGUGAAAUUUCAUUGUAAAACAUGCGCCAUCGUAUCCAGCUCAGGACAGUUGUUGAAUCGAGGAGCUGGCGAGGAAAUUGAUAGCAAUGAGUGCGUUUUCCGCAUGAAUGAUGCACCCACAUUAGGUUACGAAAAUGACGUUGGGUAUAGGACUACUGCCAGGGUAAUUGGUCAUAUGAAUCUAAAAAAAGUGUUCAAAAACCAAAUUGAGAAACAGAAGGAAUUUUUUGAUAAUAGCAGUACAAAAACAGAAAAAUUGUUUGUGCAUUGGUCAUAUUUAACAGAGAUCGACAAGUCAUUAGAAGAAUAUGAAAUCGGACUUGAUUUUGCAAGGAAGUACCAGAAAGUGGAAUUUAUACAAUUUACACCGGAAAAAAUGAAAUAUGCGGAAAAAAUAUUUCGCUAUGAAACAGGGUUAACAAGAACACAAGCAAGGACGUGGUUAUCAACGGGUUGGUAUACCAUGCUUCUAGCCAUUGAUGCGUGUGAUAGUAUAAAUGUCUAUGGAAUGGUAGAUGAUACGUAUUGUCGUAAACAUCCAAAUGAAAAAAUUCCGUAUCAUUACUACGAUCUUAACUUCCGAACCGAGUGUAAUUACUACCGCCGCAGCGAGAUCCGUCUUACAAGUGGUCAUCUAUUCAUCACAGAAAAAGCAGUGUUUGGCCGGUGGUCCAAGCCACAUAACAUCACUUUUCACCAUCCUCAAUGGACACCAAAAUCGUAUUUCAAUGGAAGUCUAGCUACGCCCUUUUUAGAACGUUAUCGUAUUGCUGGUAAUCGUUUAUUUUCACGUUACCCGCGUUUGAAGCUGUACUUCCAUUUUGCCGGUCUUUUCUACACCGUUGUUCAUUGAUGCAAAUUUCUUCCUUAUAUUUUUAAACUAUUUAUAUCGUUUUUGUAAUAUUAGGCUGAGAAAGGUAAAGUCUGUGUGUUGUGUAAUGUGUUUGUACACAUGUAUGUUAAUGAAUUCCACUUGUACGGGUUUAAUUGGCAGCAGACAUAUGUGAAACAUUAUACCACAUGAAAUCAUGCAUAUGACAAUGUUGCAUCAGUAAUUUAUAUUGUCCUUGUUUGCCAAGGAUCGCUGUACUGUAAGGAAACAUGUGGCAAACUGUCAAGUUUAUAAAUUUGAAUAAUCUGCAAGUGGUCGUUUGCGAACCACAUGAAUUUGAAUAUAUUACUGGUGCUCAUUCUUGUCUGUAUAGUUGACUGUAAAACAGGUGCCUAGUUGUGUAAGGUGCAAGUUUGAACAACCAGGGGAUCAUUUGUGAUUCUUACAGGCAAUGCGUAGCCAACUAUUGAGACAGUUGGUACAGUCCCACACAAUUUUUCUAAUGGGUCCACAUUUUAAAAAGUGGCUCCAAAUUAUGUAAUUUUAUGCAUAAAAUGUGUCUACUUUUUGAAAAAUGGUUUCAGAUUCCUCAUAUUUAUCUUAAAAUGGGUAAAAUUUAAGAAAAUGGUCCAGAUUUUUUAUAUUUUUGCAUAAAAUGUGUCCACAUUGUUUGAAGUUGCGCGUAAAGUGGGUCGACCCUGAUAUUGUCCCGCACUGUUUGGAAAUCCUGGCUAUGGCAUUGCUUACAGGUGAUUAUAUUUUGAAUUGAAGCACAAAACAGGUGGCCAAUUGUGUUGAGUAUAACUUCGAACGUGUAAGACUGGUGGGUAUUUGUGAAAUAUAUGAAUUUGAAUAUAUUUCAUGUGGCCAUUUUUGUAUUUGUUUUUAAAAAAUUAUUAUACCAGGUGGCAAUCCAUGUGUGAUAAUUUUAUGCAUCACAUAUAACUUUGAUAUAAUAUUGUCGGUAGCGAUACAGAUAUUUAAAUGGUGGCAUAUGAAAUGAUUUAAGAAGCGUUUUAAUAAGGUGGAAUAUUUUUUUCUCUGGCACAAUCUGAACAAAAGUAGGCAAAUCUACAGCAGACUCACUGUGUGUGAUGUCACAACAAUCCUUGACUAAUACUGUGUUCUUCUGUGUUAGCUGGCAAUGAUGAUAUUUAAAAAAAUCAAAGAUGUGUGCCGUGAGCUAGGCUCUUAAGGUCGCGUACGAACUUCAUAAGCUAGUGUUAUAAUUUAUUGAAACAUUACUGUUACCAUACUCUGUCACCAGCUAACCCAUUGCCAUUAACAGCGGCGGAAAGCGAAACAACAUUUUCUUUUGUUUGAUUUAUGCUUGUUUUAUUACAUUGUUUAUUUAAUUACAUUAUGACCGUCAAUUUCAAUUCAUUUUGUGAUAAUAAGUAUAAACAACUGGAAAAUCUUGAAAAAUACCCUGCAAUAAUAGUAAUCUGAUGUAGGCCAGGGGAUGAGAUUAAUAUAAGUGUUGCAGGGAGGGAAGCGGUGGGAGGAUGAAGGAAUAAUCACAGCUCAGUGAUGAAACUAUUUUGAUUCAUAAGUGAAAGUAAUAUAAUCAUUUUCAGGUUGUACCUUUAACUUUUUGGAAGCUAUUUAGCAUUGACAUCAGUGGUGUAUCUAGGAAUCUUGAAAAGUGGGGGGUGGGGAGUCCUGAGGGUUAAAUAGGGGACUUAAAGUGAAAUAGGGGACUUAAAGUGAAAUAGGGGACUUAAUGAUUAAGUGAGGGGAACUCGCAAAAUUUGGUGAAAAGACAUGAUAUUUAACUAUUUGAGGUUUUUUUUUUGGCUCUAUCAUUUUCAAUGCGAAGGUCCCCAAUUGGGGGAGUCCAAACUUCAUUUUUUUGGUGGGGGUGGGGGGAGCGCGGUGGGGACAUAAAUACACCAUUGAUUGUCAUCCAAACAUGAGGAUAAAAGUUACCAUUAAAAUGGAUGGAUUCCAUACCAUACCAUACCAUAUGAUAUUUUCAUGGUGUAUUUUAGGAGUGAUUUUAUUCACAGUACAGUAUUAUGAUAUUAGCAUAUAGUUUUCUGAUUCUUAACGCCAAAUACUUUUGUUCCUGUAUUAUUUUUCUAUCCAUCCAGCAUGAAAAAUGUUUUAAUGAUAUAAUUUCAUUUACUGUAAAUUAUUGAGAAACCAGAACAUUUUUAUGUCAAGUUUUACCAUUGAUUGACAUUUUACAUAUUGAUGGUAAAUUUUUUCCAUUGAUGGGAGACAAAUAUUAUAUUAAAAAGGUUUUUAUAUAAGGCAUGGUCUUCUAUUGCAAUUCAAAAUACUUCCACUAAAAACAAAAUAAAAUAAAUCAGCAAUAAACCACUAUUGUUUAAAUAUCUGAUUUUGUAAUUACUCUAAUAAUAUUUUUUUUUGUUUAUAAAUCUAUUUUGACUUGCAUUCCAGUGGUUAGAAAUCAGGCUCUGACCAGACUAAAAUUUUCUUUUGACAAAAAACUUUUGUAUGCCCAUAUAUAGUCAUGAUGUGCCUAUAUAUGGUCAUGAUGUGAUGUAAUCAUGACCAUAUGAAGAUCAAUAACGUGUUGUUUGCAAGUUAGUCGUAGUAGGCAUUACGUUAUUAGACAGAUAAACUUUGUGUGGCUAUUGGUA